Galendromus occidentalis (western predatory mite) is the source of this 1508-nucleotide messenger RNA. It is a transcript of the gene Nasp, whose product is annotated as Nuclear autoantigenic sperm protein. Gene Ontology annotation, biological process: CENP-A containing chromatin assembly; DNA replication-dependent chromatin assembly. Gene Ontology annotation, molecular function: histone binding. The record is from RefSeq and is a predicted model, not a curated record. Gene Ontology annotation, cellular component: nucleoplasm. Lineage: Eukaryota; Metazoa; Arthropoda; Arachnida; Mesostigmata; Phytoseiidae.
AGCGAAUCGAGCGCCAAACAUACCCGAGAGCGGCAUCGCUUCUGUUCUUGAAUCGCUUCUCCGCGUACAAAAUCGAUUCUGAAGCUACGCAUAGGGUGCUCAAAGCCAGAAUGACUGCCGCCGAGAACACUGCUGUGCAGGAAGUCAAGGAAGAAAAAAUCCAGCAAUGUGUGGAUCAAAAAGAACCUGCCGGCGGUGAAGGAGAAGGCAAACCCAUCCUGAAAGAGGCGGGAAAUAUCGGAGGUAGCGACAAACUCACCGGAAACAGCGACAACGGAACCGACAAACUCGGCCAGGGGACCGAUGGAGCCGACAAAGCCGCCGGAGAAGUCGUACAGCCCGUGGAGGAAGACGCGGACCCCGCUGUGGAGGCGACGAUGCUUCUGAUCCAGGGCAAACGACACAUGCUAGUACAAGACUAUUGCUCCGCUGUCGAAUCUUUCGAGAAAGCCUGCCAGUUGCUGUCGGCGAAGUACGGGGACAACGCUUCGGAGUGCGGGGAAGCCCUCCUUCAAUAUGGAAAAGCGCUUCUAGACUUGCAUAGGAAGCAAACUGGAGAGUUGAACGCCAUAGGCGAGGACAAGGAGGAUGACGAGGCUUCGAGCGAAGAAGAGGAGGAAGAGGAUGACGAUGAUGACGGGGAGCCUAGUGCUGAAGAUUCCAAGAAGGACAACGCAGCUGAGGCAGGGGAGAAGUCCGAGGAGAAGGCUGAUGGUGAUUCGUCCCCGAAAGAUGAAGAAGAUCUCGAAAAUCUGCAGAUCGCUUUCGAAGUUCUCGAUCUCGCCAAUAUUUUCAAGCGGGACGCAGGGGACAGCCCGGAGCUCUAUCUGAAAGCCGCAGAUUGUCUUCAAACACUCGGUGAGGUCGGACUCGAGUCCGAUAACUACCAGCAGGCCAUCGAUGAUUUCGAAGCUUGUCUGAGAAUUCAGCAAGAAAUGCUUCCGGAAGAUUCUCGCGCGACGGCCGAAACCAACUACCAUCUCGGCCUUUCACAUUCCUUCAUCGCCGAUUACGAGAAGAGUGCAGCAUAUUUCGCGGAUUCCCUUCAGAUCCUGAAUCGGAGAUUGGAGAACUUGAAGAAGAAAAUCGAAGAGGGGAAAACGCGGACCGAAUUCGAGGGGAGCUUAGUCGACGAUCCCGUGUGGUGUGCGCAACGAGAGGUUGAGGACAUCGAGGGUUUCCUCCCCGAGAUCGUUUCGAAACUGGAGGAUUCGAAAGAAAUGCAAACGGAGCGAGCCGAAGGCCUUAAGGAACAAGUGAUCAGUCAGAUGCUGGAUCGAACGCCCGAAACCAGCCCCGUGAAGAAGGAUAUGAAAGUCAACGUACUCGGCUCGAAUAUGAUCAAGCGGAAGAGACCGCUUGAAGAAGGGGAGUCAUCCGCUCAGUCUGAGAAAAAAGCGAAGGAAGCAUAAAGUCUCGACGCUCUAUUCUUAUUUAGUGGGAGCAUUCGAGAUAAUCGCUCGUCAGGAGGACCACAGAAAUCGAUUCCUCUCCAUGGUGGAGCCACA